Oppiella nova is the source of this 938-nucleotide messenger RNA. NCBI's taxonomy places the organism in Eukaryota, Metazoa, Arthropoda, Arachnida, Sarcoptiformes, Oppiidae. The record is from the annotation of a GenBank genome assembly.
AAGCUAUAAAAAGGUUUACAUUUAAUGCAAACAUACAAUUCAUUAAACAUAAAUAAAAAUUUUAAUAACAUUCUCAAAUUAAACGCUAGUUUACAAUAAUGUCAAUUAAAAAACUAACCGUGCUGUUUGCCCCUGCUCAGUUUUCGGGUUCUAUGAACGUUAGUAUAGGUAUGGCUGAGGUACUGAGAGAUACCGGUCGAUACAACUGUGUGUUUGCGGUUAACAACGAUUGGAAGUCACGGCUCGAGUCCAUUGGGUUUGAGGUGAAACUUCUGGGACACCCGGUGACCGGGGAUGUAGUGGUGACUGACUCAACUGAGAGCAACGUGACUGAGAUCGAGGAGUCGGGCCUUUUUCAAAACACCACUCCAUUGGAAAUGGCUAUUCUUGUCAACGAUUGGAUUCUAAGCUAUGGUCUAAAAGAAAUGACAGAAACAGAUCCAUUGGUUAAGACUAUUAUAGAGGAUCUCAAGCCGGAUGUCAUAAUAAGUGACCAGCUUGUUCAAUUACCAUCGAUUGUCACAUCAGGUAUACCCUGGAUAUUCAGUUGGAGUGCUAAUACAUUGUCAUUAAACUGCGGAUACCCGGAUGACAUACUUCCACCACCAUUUUUAGGAUUGCCGACAAAUAGUGAGACAGAAGUGAAGGAGAAAUACAGACAACAAGUGUGGGAAAGAAGUCGUGAAAUGUGGUAUAAAUAUAGGGAUCAAUUGAUUUCAAUGGGAUGUCCCAAACUUCAGGAAUUCCUAUUCUGGACCCCAUCCCCCUUUGCAAACAUAUAUAUGACUCCUAAGGAAUUGGAUUAUACGGACAUCAGACCACUUCCCGACACUUUCCAUGCAUUUGAUAAUUUUAAACGAACCGGAAAUGAAGACAAGUUUGAAAUCCCGGAAAGUCUUAAGAAUAGAUCCGGAAAAUUGAUUUACUUUUCAUUGGGU